Molecule: messenger RNA, 363 nt
Organism: Linum trigynum
Lineage: Eukaryota; Viridiplantae; Streptophyta; Magnoliopsida; Malpighiales; Linaceae
Source: the annotation of a GenBank genome assembly
AUGGAAGUCGCUAUGGAGUUGGAAGACGACUUGUUCUUCGCCGACUUGAGCAAGCAGAUUUCUCUACUGAUUAUGGAUGAUGAUGAAGACCCAGUUGCUCCUCCCCCUUCUGUUGGCUUCCAGGCAUACUCGAGAGUUAUUUACCCAGCAGCGCAAUCUCCAUUCAUGUAUGAGCAGAAUUGCAGAAGGGAGAGCAAAGGGACGGGCGUGUUCAUCCCACAGUCAACACAGCCAAGAAGGAAGCAGAGGCAAGCCAGAUACACUGCUAAUGGCCUCCAGAUUAAAGGUCACAGGAAGCUAGACGACAAAAUGGCUGCACAAGUAGCAACUUACACCAAUUCCUACAACUCAAAGAAGGGAUGA